Leptosomus discolor (cuckoo roller) is the source of this 710-nucleotide messenger RNA. The record is from RefSeq and is a predicted model, not a curated record. NCBI's taxonomy places the organism in Eukaryota, Metazoa, Chordata, Aves, Leptosomiformes, Leptosomidae.
AUGGGGACACCUGCUGGCCACCACGCCACCGCUGGCACAGCACCGCUGAAAGCAAGGGGUGCCACCGCGAGCAGGCACCGCUGCCCCUCCGAGCACUGUGCGAUUGACAGGGACGGUAUUUCCACCGCUUCCCAGAACGCGCACUUCAGGACUUGCCUUGCAAUUACACGGGUGACACCGCCUGUUACUGACCACUCUUUCAUUUCCAGAAGGCCAGCAGUAACGUUCAAUAACCUAUUUCCCCUUCACUUGCAGGUAAGAGACGAAGAAAGUGGCUAUAAUAAAAAUCUAUUUUGCAUUCCUAAGCAUUAUGAAGAAGAUUUAGAAAGAGUCUUCAUUCCUCAUGGACUCAUCCUGGACAGGACAGAACGUUUGGCUAGAGAUAUCAUGCAAGAUAUGGGAAGCCAUCACAUCGUCGCACUCUGUGUCCUUAAAGGGGGCUAUAAAUUCUUUGCUGAUUUGUUGGACCAUAUAAAAGCACUCAAUCAAAAUGGUGAUAAAUCUGUGCCUAUUACUGUGGAUUUUGUUAGAAUAAAAAGCUACUGCAAUGAUUCACCUACAGAAAAAAUCAGUAUUGUUGGAGAGGAACUGUCUACACUAAAUGGAAAGAAUGUGUUAGUAGUAGAGGACAUUAUUGAGACUGGAAGAACAAUGAAAGCACUACUUUCAAAACUAAAAGACAAUGAACCAAAGAUGGUAAAAGUUGUAAG